GGCUCAGUACCGCAGCGGCCGCCGCGGACCAAGCUCAAGUACUCGCCGCCGCCGGAGCCGAAAACCGCUGAGCUAUCGGAAAAAAUCGAACAGUGCGGCAAGAAUAAUAGCGUGCAGUGUGUGCGUGUCAAUAUGUUCCGAGGCGGGAUGAAAUUAAAGGAACGGUUUAUACUGGGAGUGAGUGUGGCGGCGGUUCUGUUCACGUUCCUCCUGGUGGUGGACAUCCAGAUGGACCUGGGGAUGUCGGGGCACCACCUGGUGCCCUCGCAUGGGAGGGUCAAGUACGUGCAGGAGGAUGCGGCGGGGUCGGCAUACAACAGCUUCAGGAAGAGGUUUCUACAGAAGACACACAGCGCGAGCAGUACAAACGCUUCGAAAGAAGUGGACGCGGCUCCGCACAGCCUGAAAGAGCUCCCUGAAAAAAAGCCCGCUCCCAGCAAAGAACCGAAAGAAAAGCACGACGAUUUCAGCGACCUUAUGGACUACAUGAUGUUGGACAGCGCUGAAAGGGAGAAACAUCGCGUUGAAAUUGAUCGAGUGCAUCCCGUCAUCCAGAAAAGCAUGGAAGGGGACCUGGUCAAGGUGGGCAACCCGACCAUUGCCCAGCUGCGCAAAGUCGCCGUAAGGGAGAACGCGACCGCCUUGGAGAAGUUCCAUCUGCAAAUUUCACAACAUGAAUUGUAUCCAGCUGACAGCGAGCUUGUGGAUGAGCUUAUACACGAAAUGGCGACAGAGCCCAUUCUGCAUGUCUCGCAAAAAAGCGGCGGCACUCAACUGAAGCUGGUGAUAGAUUACCCUAACCAUCUUCAGGCGUUGUUUAAGCCGAUGAGGUUCCCGCGGGAGCAGCAGACCCUUCCCAAUCACUUUUACUUCACGGACUACGAGCGCCACAAUGCCGAGAUUGCUGCCUUCCACUUGGACAGGCUUUUGGGCUUCCGAAGGGCCAUGCCUGUGACAGGGCGACUGCUCAACAUGACCACAGAGCUGUACCAAAAGGCCGAGGGGGAUUUACUCAAGACGUUCUUCGUUUCGCCGUCCGAUAACCUGUGCUUUCAUGGCAAGUGCACCUAUUAUUGUGAUACUUCACACGCCAUCUGCGGAAAUCCCGACAGUUUGGAAGGAAGCUUUGCCGCCUUCCUGCCCUCCAACGACGUCGCCGCCAGGAAGGUAUGGAGACACCCUUGGCGCAGAUCUUACCAUAAACGAAGGAAAGCUCAAUGGGAGACUGAAGACAAUUAUUGUGCGUUAGUUAGGGAGAUCCCGCCGUACGACCGCGGCCGGAGGCUUUACGACCUCAUGGAUAUGGCCGUAUUGGACUUUCUAAUGGGCAAUAUGGAUAGACACCAUUACGAGACAUUUAGAUUGUUCGGAAACGACACGUUUCCGCUCCACCUGGACCAUGGCAGGGGCUUCGGGAGGCCCUUCCACGACGAGCUGUCCAUCCUAGCCCCCAUUCUGCAGUGCUGCAUGCUGAGGCAGUCCACCCUCCAGACGCUCAUGAAAUUUCACAACGGGCCGAAGCUGAGCGAGGCCAUGAGGGAGAGCUUGGGCCGGGACCCAGUGGCGCCCGUGCUGUGGGAGCCCCACUUGGAGGCACUUGACCGCCGCGUGGAGAUCAUCCUUCGAGGAAUCAGGGACUGCCUCCAGAAAGGGGAGGAUUUGGGCUCGGAGCCGGGAGAUGAAGACACGUAGUAACGACUUGUACAAUAAUAAUGUAUAAAUCCUUGUAAAGCUGUGACAGAGCGAGAUUCAUGUAAAUAUUUUAUCCGUUACCAAAUAUGUUUUAGUCACUUUUAGACCAAAAAGCUAGUUUGUACAUACUUGUUGUAAAUUAAUUUGUAUAAAUAUUUUGAUAAGGGUGUCGAAUAAUGUUGUACGAUUUUCCUUGGGGUGCGGACACGUGCUCAUAAUUAUACCAAAGCUGACUGUAUUUGCAAUGUGAUGAAUAAAGUUACGUAAGACUU
Messenger RNA from Tribolium castaneum (red flour beetle), 1964 nucleotides. RefSeq lists its product as uncharacterized. Bases 133 to 1692 code for a protein of 519 amino acids. Gene Ontology annotation, cellular component: Golgi apparatus. The transcript is spliced from 9 exons. The record is from RefSeq and is a predicted model, not a curated record. Gene Ontology annotation, biological process: protein phosphorylation. Gene Ontology annotation, molecular function: protein serine/threonine kinase activity. Lineage: Eukaryota; Metazoa; Arthropoda; Insecta; Coleoptera; Tenebrionidae.